Colletotrichum destructivum is the source of this 2565-nucleotide messenger RNA. RefSeq lists its product as uncharacterized. The record is from RefSeq and is a predicted model, not a curated record. The transcript has a single exon. NCBI's taxonomy places the organism in Eukaryota, Fungi, Ascomycota, Sordariomycetes, Glomerellales, Glomerellaceae. The coding region runs from base 1 to 2565 and encodes 854 amino acids.
AUGGCCUCAACACCAGCCGACACGGGGUUCCGUCAACGACGGAAAACUCUUCCUAUCGGUCCGAGUCAGACCUUCUCCAUGACCUCUUUUUCAUCCCAACAUGUGAAGCAUGUACCCCUAGGCGAUCGAGGUCCAGACUACCUCAGGAUACCUCCCGCUGUCUCGGGGGAGACCGACGACGAGACACUCUCUGGCCAGUCACAACAUCGCCGUAGCGAAUCCAUCAACAAGAAAGACAUCCAAGACCAAGACAACAUUUCUCUCCUUCCUACAGAGCAGUCCAACCACUCCACAACAGACAACGCCACGGCCACACCCAGUACACAUGACGAGAGUGGGAGGUCAGUCAUUCAUUGGUCUAUGUACUCUAGCGGGUGGAUUAUCCAUCUGCUGGCAGUCUCCAUGACGAUUGUCGUCCUUGUUAUAGGGAUGAAGAAAAUCUAUUGGUAUCCCGAAGCCGGCCCCCUCAUACACGGUGAUUAUUGCCUGGAUGCCGAAACCAUCAGCAACGUCCUCCAGCUUGUGGCCAAGAUACACGAGCUCCUCAUCGUUGCCUCGUUGUCUUCGAUCGCGCUGGCCAUGUUCCGUCGCCGCUUAAUCAAGGACGGAGUCCGCCUGGGCUUCCUCACCGGCAGUUAUCGAGUCGGCGACGUCGGCUAUCUCGGCACCGCUGCGUUCUGGCGUCAAGGCCUUAGCGACCCGAAGCCGUGGGAGAUACUGCUCUCUGGAUUCCUUGUCUUUGCUACCAUCAUGUCCACCAUUGUAGGACCGGCGUCUGCGGUGCUUCUUUUACCGACCUUGGAUUGGUAUAAAUUUAAACCUGGAACAGAGUUUAACAACAUUAAACUUCCUCUUUAUUAUGGGCGGCAUCCAAACAGGGCUUGGACUGAGACCUACCAGGACAGCGAUGACCUGAAAAAUGCUAGAUGCAACACCGUUGAUGGCAUCUACACUACAGGUUGUCCCGCGGGAGGGUUCAACGAGAUAUCUACUUGGGUACAAAACCAUGGCGCUACUCAGUUGAGAAACAAUCUCACCUUCUCUGCUACAUCCGCCGACAUUCGCCGUCAUGUAGUGUUUACUCAGGCCAACUUCUCGGAGAACGGUGCCAAAACAACCCUUUCCACGACAGCACCGCAGUUCAUUCUCGACAGCGUCGGUCUCUUCCAGCGGUACAUCAACGACAGAAACAGAACAGUCGGCGCCGUAUCUCGCGAAUCGCGCCUUCGACUCAAUUUCACGAGAACCACGGGAUCAGAGACGGCUCAGAAUCAUUCAUUGACAGAACUAUACCAGCCAUUCGUGCAGUCUAGGUGUGAGGUUCACGACUGGGACCAAAUGAGUAACUCGACAGAAAACGUCACCUAUCCCACCACAGUCAACCAGUUUCAAUGUUUCAAUCAAUCAGAAUGCCUGGAUCAGAACGUGCAUCUGGUAUCUGACACAACGGUUCAAUAUAUUAAACAAUAUGAGAAAUCCUCAGCCGUAUCCAACUACUGGACAAGCCAAGACAACUCUACCAUCAUAUUUUUGCACGGGACCGUGCCGAAUAAAACAUCGGAGAAUGGUGACCAGAUUCAAACAGUGUACUUUUGCACCCUAACCGCGAACUGGGUGCCUUCCUCUUUCUCGACUGACCCCGGAGUAAGCGACGUCCUGAAUUCCACGUUGAGUCACGGAUCCAGUAUGGAAAACGUAUAUCACAACAAAUCCGUCCAAAGUGUUCUCCCUAUGAGGUUUUCCAGCUCAUGGUUUGAGUACGCCAAUCCAUGGUGGAACUCGGAGAAUAAUACCACUGCUCUUGCCCGUGUUGUGGACAGUUUCGCUCGACACGAAACGAAAAACGACACGAUCCAAGGAUACAUGGCGUUUGGUGACUCUGGCAACAUGUCUGCGGUAGAGGGCUUACUUGAAAGGGUUUUUGGAGGCUAUCUGACCGAUGCUCUCGCACGUGAUUCACACGGUCGAAGAACACGAGUCGUGUUGAGUGAAAAUAAUUCCGAGCUGACCUUUGUCGACCUUCAAGAACAAUACAGCGAUCGAGGCGGCAUACAUAAGUAUAUUUCACACCCCCGUAACAUAACGCUUGACAAAUGGGGGGGGAAUGAAACAACAAUUCAUAAGUCCUUCGAUAAGGUGGUGGAGGACUUGAAGAAAGGCUUGGCCAUCGACAUUCAAGCCGAACGAUACGGGUACGGCACCGGUCAACAACGCAAGACGGCGUCCUUCGCCCAGGCCAUGCUGUUCAUCUACCUCGGCGCUAUCACAAUCUACGCUGCCACUAUCGUGGUUAGCAAAGCACUGGAGUACCUCGAGGGAAAGAAGCCAGGUGUUGAUCAGAGUGUCAUCCCGUGGGCCGACUUGCAGGAUCUCUUCGUCCUCGGGCUCCGAACGCCGCCUCCCGGCGGCGAUGACCUGGCAUCCUCCGGCGUCGGCGUGAGUGACAUCAGAAUCUGGCAGAAGGUUAUUGCAGCGAGGGUGGGCGAUGACAACAAAGUGCAACUGGCGUUUGAAAAGACAUCACUAGAGAAGUUGGACCCGAGUAACGCGGGGGAGUAUUGCUGA